Molecule: messenger RNA, 3902 nt
Organism: Drosophila busckii
Lineage: Eukaryota; Metazoa; Arthropoda; Insecta; Diptera; Drosophilidae
Gene: Ptp69D
Product: tyrosine-protein phosphatase 69D
Exons: 10
Coding region: 36-3902 (1288 amino acids)
Biological process (GO): protein dephosphorylation
Molecular function (GO): protein tyrosine phosphatase activity; protein binding
Source: RefSeq, a predicted model, not a curated record
UCCUUUGGAUAAAAAAUAGCUCCAGUUUGUAGACGAUGGCGACCUGCAAACAUAAAGUGCUAGUUAAAGGGAUUUAUAUUUUAUUCUUAUAUAGCAAUAUAUGUGCUGAGGGAUAUACAAAAGACUGGUCUCAAAUAGGAACAAACAAAACAUUUGAAUGUACAUCUGAAAAUGAACCAGCGACGUGGAUAUUUAAUAAUAAGAGUAUUAAUGCUCAAAACAUCAGAUUUGCGCAGAGUUCAAAUAGUAUAAUAACGGAUAACCAGGAUAGAUCAAACAGAAGUCAUGGGCUGAGAAUGUAUAAAAACAUUCUCUACAUCCAAAGUGUGAAUAUUUCGGACUCGGGAAACUAUUCAUGCAAACUUCCUCAAAGUACACAUUCUAUUGAGUACAGCUUACAGCCGUUUCUAAACCCAAUAGUUUUUCAAAGCACUGCUCAAAAUAUUAAGCGAAAAAUUAAACAAAGCGCCAUUUUAUAUUGCUCAUUUGAAAUUUACCCACAAAACACCUCAAUAAGUAAACAGUUAAAAUGGUUAAAGGAUGGAAGCCUUAUCUCUUUUUUAGACAACUUUUCGAGUAUAUCACAAAUAAGCAAAACACAAAUUAACUUUACUUUAGAGUUUACAGAAGUAUAUAAAAAGGAAAAUGGAACUUAUAAAUGCGCAUUAUAUAGGGCCACUGAAACUGGCUCUACUGAAACUGAGAUUGUUUCUAAAGAAAUAACAUUACUAGUAAUGGAGGUACCACAAGUUAGUAUUGAUUACGUAAAAGCUGUUGGUGCUAACAAAUUAUUCCUUAAUUGGACAGUGAAUGAUGGAAACGAUCCUUUACUAAAAUAUUAUAUUCAAUACUCGCAAGACGGCUCAUCUUCUUUUAAAUAUUACAAGGAUAUUAUUAGUGGAAAUAGUACAUCAUGCAUCUUGGAUUCCUUUAGUCCGAAUACAUCUUAUUACUUGCGUAUAACUGGAAAAAACUCAAUAGGAGAGGGUUCGCCAAAUCAAUAUCCGAUUGGUAUUACAACAUUAAUAACCGAUCCCACAUUUAUACCUAAAGUCGAAACUACUGGAAGCACUGCGUCUACCAUAACAAUUGGUUGGAGUCCACCCUCCCAAGAAUUGAUAGAAUUUAUUCAAUAUUAUGAAUUAAUUGUGUCCGAAUCUGGAGAAGUUCCCAAAUUAGUUGAAAAGGCUACUUACCAACAAAAUUCCAGAAAUUUACCGUAUAUGUUUGAUAAACUAAAAACAGCUACAGAUUAUGAAUUUCAAGUACGUGCAUGUAGCGAUCUUACCAAAACGUGUGGGCCGUGGUCUGAAGUAGUUAACGGGACAACAAUGGAUGGUGUUUCAACAAAGCCAACGAACUUAAUAAUGCACUGCAAUCAACACAAUAAUUCCAGACUUAGCUCCAUAUCUAUUAGUUGGAAUGUACCGGAGUCACCAAAUGGAAAAAUCAUCUCAUACCUGAUAAUUCUAGAAGGCAAUUACACAUAUAAUCGCAAUGGUGUAGAAUACAUUGAAAAAUGGGGUCCAAAAGUCCGCAGAGUUGAUGAACCAAAUCAUAAGGCGUUUUAUGAAAGCGUUAGUCCAAAUACAAAUUAUUCUGUUACUGUGUCUGCCAUUACAAGGCAUAAAAAAAACGGUGAGCCCUCUGUGGGUACUUGUUUUAUGCCCGCUUCCUUACCCGAAACUAUUGGUAAGACAAUGUGGACAAAAGUGAAAAAUGGACCUAAAUACGUCUUAAAAUUGUACUUACCCAAAAUAAGUGAAAGAAAUGGACGAAUUUGUUGCUAUCGAAUUUAUCUCGUUAAAAUAAAAAAUGCAAGCAACGAAUUGCCUUCUCCAGAGAAAAUUGAUGUACGAACUUAUAAUGAAAAUCAUAACAGUAAUAAUUCUCAAAAUAUUGCCUAUAUUGCUGAAAUGAUAAGUAAUCAGUAUUUCAAGCCUGAAUUGUUCCUAGGAGAUGAAAUGAGAUUUAUUGAUCAACCGGAAGAACUUAAAACAAAUGAUGAAUUAUGUCGGAAGUGUUUGGAAGGCUCGCCAUUUUUAAGAAGAGAUGAGAGUAUUUAUAAAAUCGAUGCACCGGUAGAGGAAGCGAAACGAAGUGAAAAUUUAACAGACCAUGAAUUAAACUCUUUAGAACAUAAACAUCGUAUUAUUCGAAAUCCUAAAGUUGCGAUUGAAAGGGAUAACACAAGUAAUACCUUAUAUAUUCAAUCGAGUUACCAUGGCCCUAUACUAGCCGUAAAUAGCUUAGUAGAUAUAUGGGAUGGAGUAAUUGAUGUUAAUUCCAAUUAUACUGGAUUUCUCGAAGUCAUCGCUCGUGCAAAUAAUACAGUAUUGAUGGCUUACAGUGAUUACUUUGAUAUAAUUACUCCAGCGACUAAAGCGGAGGCAAUAAUUCCUUUGGAUGAUGCCAAGUAUUUCUGGGAUACUGGCAUUAAAGUUCUUGCAAUUUUUUUUGGUGUAAUUGUUUUAUUUAUAACAUUCUGGAUUAUUCAUCACCAUAAAACAAAGAACGCUAUGCCCGAUGAGGACACAUUAACGCUCAGAGAUUCUUUAAGAGCCCUGUUUGGACGUCGAAUCAAUAAUCAUAGUCAGUUUAUAGGCUCGGCUAAUCUCAAAGGAUUUGACACAGGCCCAAUUCACAAAGCAGAUUUGGUUACCGCGUACAAAAACCGUCACAAGGAUACAGAUUAUGGAUUUUUACGAGAAUAUGAAAUGCUCCCAAGCCGCUUUAGUGAUCGAACAACAAAAAAUAGUGAUGUGAAAGAAAAUGCUUGCAAAAAUAGAUAUCCUGAUAUCAAGGCUUUCGAUCAAACUAGAGUAAAACUUUCACCAAUCGCCGGAAACCAAUAUACCGAUUAUAUUAAUGCUAAUUUUGUGAUUGGAUAUAAAGAGCGAAAAAAAUUUAUUUGCGCACAAGGACCAAUGGAAUCUACUAUUAAUGAUUUUUGGCGUAUGAUAUGGGAACAACAUUUGGAGAUUAUCGUAAUGCUUACAAACCUAGAAGAAUAUAAUAAAGCCAAAUGCGCAAAGUAUUGGCCAGAAAAAGUUUGUGAUUCUAAACAGUUUGGAGAUAUAUCGGUAAAGUUUGCAACAGAACGAAAAACUGGUGAUUAUAUUAUUCGGUCCUUGGAUGUGUCGAAAGCGAAUCUCAUUGGUGACGAUGAGGAUCAUAGGCAAAUAACUCAAUACCAUUACCUUACCUGGAAAGACUUUAUGGCACCAGAGCACCCACAUGGAAUUAUAAAGUUUAUUCGUCAAAUUAAUUCAGUUUACUCCGUGCAAAGAGGACCAAUUUUGGUUCAUUGCAGUGCAGGUGUCGGCAGAACAGGUACCCUUGUGGCUUUAGACUCCCUUGUUCAACAGUUGGAAGAAGAAAAUAUGGUAUCCAUAUUUAAUACUGUGUGUGAUUUACGCCAUCAAAGAAACUUUUUAGUACAGUCAUUGAAACAGUAUAUUUUUCUUUAUCGUGCCCUACUGGACACUGCAUUAUAUGGAAAUACGGACAUAAACUUAAACUUAUUGCAAUCAACGAUUGAAUCAUUAAAAUUCAGGCCCAACGAUGGAAAAUGUUUGCUUGAAGAUCAAUUUGAGAAACUAUUGGGAACUGUAGAUGAAAUAAAUAGAACCUCCAGCGUUGGUGAAAUAGAAGAAAAUAUGUUAAAAAAUAGAAGCCACGAAAUUAUUCCAUACGACCGAAAUCGAGUGAUCUUAAGUCCAAUACCCAUGAGAGACAGCUCAACAUAUAUAAAUGCUUCGUUUAUAGAGGGAUAUGACAAUACAGAGACAUUCAUAAUUGCACAAGAUCCAAUGGAAAACACAAUUGGAGAUUUUUGGCGGAUGAUCUCAGAGCAAAGUAUUUCCACACUUAUUAUGAUAUCCGAGAAUCGUGACACUUAA